This is a messenger RNA of Pistacia vera, 1026 nucleotides long. RefSeq lists its product as uncharacterized. Lineage: Eukaryota; Viridiplantae; Streptophyta; Magnoliopsida; Sapindales; Anacardiaceae. The coding region runs from base 1 to 1026 and encodes 341 amino acids. The transcript is spliced from 2 exons. The record is from RefSeq and is a predicted model, not a curated record.
AUGAAUGAGGAGUUGAACCGAGAGGCAGAUUCAGAUGAGGAAGAAGAACAUGCUGUUAGAAGGACAAGAUCAUUGGCUGAUGUGUAUGAAAGGUGCAAUGUGGCAGUGGUGGAACCAAGAUGUUAUCUUGAAGCUGCCAAGUCUGAAUUGUGGAAGGAGAUUUUUGUGGAGCAACCAGAAGGCUACAAGGUUGAGGGCAAAAAGGAUAAUGUGUAUCUGUUAAGGAAAGCCUUGUAUGGCUUGAAGCAGGCCCCUAGAGCUUGGUACAACCGAAUAAAUGACCAUUUGUGCAGCCUUGGUUACACCAGAAGUCCAAAUGAACACACUCUCUACAUUAGGAAAACUGGAAGGGGUUUGGCUAUGGUCUCUCUCUAUGUUGAUGACUUAUUGGUGACUAGAAGCAAUCCUAAAGAGUUGGACCAGUUUAAGUCAGCCAUGCAAACUGAGUUUGAAAUGACUGACUUAGGAUUGAUGAAAUAUUUCCUAGGCAUGGAGAUAAGUCAGACUGUAGGUGAGAUUUUUGUAUGCCAACAAAGGUAUGCAACCGAGAUUCUCAUGAAGUUUGGAAUAGAGAAUUGUAAACCAGUGGAUACCCCACUAGUUCCCAACCUGAAACUGAGCAAAACUGAUGGUGCAGAGAGGGUGGAUGAAGGGAAAUACAGGAGCUUGGUUGGAAGUUUGUUGUAUUACACAGCCACUAGCCCUGAUCUUAUGUUCACUACAAGUUACCUUUCAAGGUUCAUGAGCAACCCAAGUGAACUGCAUUUCAAGACUGCUAAACGUGUGCUGAGGUAUGUAAAAGGAACCAUCAUGUUAGGCAUCUAUUUUAGGAAAGCUGAAAGUCUGAAAUUGUUGGGGUAUACUGAUAGUGACUGGGGUGGAUCUCUGGAUGAUGCAAAAAGCACCUCUGGUUAUGUAUAUUACUUGAAUCAGGGUGCAAUUUGCUGGCUGUCAAGGAAGCAGAAAACUGUGGCACAGUCUACUGCUGAAGCUGAAUAUGUCUCUGCUGCAGCAGCAGUGAACUAG